This is a messenger RNA of Ochotona curzoniae (black-lipped pika), 3825 nucleotides long. Its product is annotated as fibronectin type III domain containing protein 3C1-like. Lineage: Eukaryota; Metazoa; Chordata; Mammalia; Lagomorpha; Ochotonidae. Gene Ontology annotation, molecular function: protein binding. The coding region runs from base 1 to 3765 and encodes 1254 amino acids. The transcript has 23 exons. The record is from RefSeq and is a predicted model, not a curated record.
AUGGAGACCUUGAUUACGGCAGCACUGUGGGCGAUUAUAUUGGUGCAAGUUAAUCCUGGGGAGACCCUCACUAUCAAGUCUAAUGAUGGAAACAUUCAGAAAAUCCAAGGGCCUGCUGAUGUACCUCUGAUGUCACCAAGUGGUACCUUGCCAACUAUAUAUGUUCCGCCUGGUUACAUGUCUCAGGUAGUGGAAGAAAAUGGGAUUCGCAAAAUUAUCGUUGUGCCUCAGACAAUUAACUGCCAUAUGCCCAUGCCUGCUCCAAUGCAAGCACCGCAGUUCGUACUACCUGUGCAUCCACAAGCACCUGAGCUGAUGUAUCCCUCCAAUCAAGGAGAAUUUCCACCACCAUAUCUCCAGCAGCCUGUGCCCCAGCAGCUGAUGCUGCCACCGCCUGCAUUGCCACCACCACCACCAGCAUUUAUGUACCAACAAAAUCAUGCGGCACCCUAUUCUCCGGGAAGAAGAAAUUAUAACCAAUUUGAUGAAAGGGAUACUAGAUCAGGAGAACAUAUGAGGAAAAAAGCAAGACAACACCAAGUUGGUGGACCCAAGAAUAACCAUAUGUUUAACAACACCUCUUUGCUUGUGAACAAAACUUAUGAUUUUUCUAAUAUUUUUGAAACUCCAAACACUUACAUUAUGAACUAUGCUCCAGACUCCUACAUUGCACAGAAUCCCUUGAGAGUUUACCAUGUAGACAAUGGUCCAAGAGCCUACAUCGGUGAGAAUACUCCUAGCACCUCCAUAAUGAACAAUGUUCCGUACACAUACACUGUUGAAAAUACUUCCUGCACCUAUGCUGUGAACAAUACGUUGAGCACUUAUACUGUGAGUAAUACUCCAAGCACUUACACCAUCGACCACCCUCCAUCCACUUAUGCCAUUGACAAAAUUCCCAACAAUUUUUCCACUGAUAACAUCUCUAACACGUCUGUCUCAGAUGGCACUCUGCACCUUGCCACCAGUGAUAGUGUUCCAGGUCCUUCUGGCACUAAUAAUGUUCCCAAGACUAGCACAAAUGACAAAAUUCCCACAACAUCACCUAUUGACAAUACUCCAAGCUCUUCUCCUGACAGAGCUUCAAACACCUCCAUCUCUGAAAAUAUUCUGUGCACUUCUGCUACUGACAAUGUGUCCAGUAUUUGCAAUGCUGCCAACGCUCAGCUUGAGACUAGUCAUGGAAAUAAAGGGAGUACUGUGGGGGUCGGAGACAUCAGGCAGAAACCAGGAGGAACACAAAACCAGAGCCCAUCCUCAGACGCAGAAGACAAAGAAUGCAAAAUGGAAGAUGGAAAGCCAUGCUGUCUCAAUGUUGAGAAACCUGUGAUCUCUGAUAUUCAAACAAGAUCUGCAGUUAUUUCGUGGAAUUUGCAUGGCUCUGAGAAAUGUCACCAUACCGAACUUCCUGUAACAUUUGAGUUGGCAAUUUCCAACAGUGGUAAAGACGGAAAGUAUGAAAACAUGUAUACUGGAAGUGAACUUACAUUUACCCUGCUUGAUCUACAACCAUCCAUGGACUAUUUCUUAAGAGUGACUACCAUCAGAGACCCAGAACACAGAACUGUGUCUGAAGUGGUUAGCUUCACAACCCCAGGUUGCGAGCCAGACCCUCCACUUCCACCCAAACUGGUCAACAGAUCCAAGAGCAGCCUGAACUUACAGUGGGAUGGUUCCAACGAUAAUGGUUCCAAAAUAGACAGCUUCCUUUUGGAAUGGGAUGAGGGUAAAGGUGAAGACUUCAAAAGUUGUUAUAUGGGUUCUAUGAAACAGCACAAGAUCCUUAAACUGAAGGCUUCUACAAAAUAUUCAUUCAGAUUAGCUGCCAAAAAUAACUUUGGCUUGAGUGAUUUCAGUGAAAUAGCUGUUUUCCAUACCUCAGGAAUGAUGCCUCCAGCACCUUUACCUCCCAAGCUAAAAGAAGCAGGAAUUUGUUAUUUGUCACUAGAAUGGUGUGCCCCAACUACCAGAAACCCCAAUUACAGUUUCACUUAUGUUCUAGAAAUGGAGGAAGCAGGAACCGGAUUAGGUUUUAAGCCUAAAUACAAUGGGGAAGAUCUCUCAUGUACUGUAAGAAAUCUUCAGAGAAGUACUACAUACAAGUUCAGGAUCUUUGCCUACAAUAUGGAAGGAAGAAGUAACCCCAGUGGAGAAGUAAAAUUUACUACCCGUCCAGAUAAGCCCGGAUCCCCUGAAAAGCCAUAUGUAAAGGGAAAGCUCCAUGCACACAAAGUCAAAAUUGGAUGGGAACCACCCAAAGAUAAUGGUGGAGCGUAUAUUUCAAGUUACAGUUUAGAAGUUAGUGAAAAUUCAGAUGUGAAUCUCUGGAACAUAAUCUACAAUGGCAGUACCAGGGAGUUUCUCUAUAAGAAUCUGCAACCUGGUACUAUAUAUAACCUGAGAGUCUUUUGCACUUCACGGAUAGGCCAAAGCCAGCCUUCAGAUAUAUUGUCUAUUCAAACACCUACUCUCUCUCCUGCCUAUUGCCAACUUCCACCCUUAAAUGAUAAGACAGAGUCCACAGCAAGCAAUCUCCAAUGUGAAAAUCUUCCUCCUAAUGUGAUGGACACACUUGUAUAUGUCAAUAAGGCAGAAGAUGACCAAGACGACACAUCAGGAAACCCAUGCUCUGAAGUGAGAUUCACAGCUCCAAAUACAGAUGGAGUUGGACUGUUUGGAUUAGCUGGCAUAGGAACCACACCAGCAACUGCACCAGCAGUGGUCCCAAUGUUACAUGAAGUUGAAAAGAAAGUUUCUACACAUUUGGCAUCAUCUUGCAUUGCCAUUGAGUGGGAAGAACCAGACUGCCAUGGUUCUCCAAUCACCGGAUAUAACAUUGACUACGGAGACAGAAAUAUUUUGACUAUCGGUAGAGUAACACAGUAUGUUCUGACAAAUUUACAGCCUGACACCACAUACAAAAUCAGAAUUCAAGCCAUCAAUCAAUAUGGAUUAAGCCCUUUUAGUCGAGCAAUAAGAGUCAGAACAAAGCCACUCCCACCUGAACCACCACAACUUGAUUGUGUAGUCUAUGGACACCAGAGCCUCAGACUCAAGUGGGGCUACCCUUCAGCCAAAGCUUUACUUUCCAACCUUAUAAACUACAACUUGUUCAUGUGUAAUCCAUCUGGCAGGUUCUCUGUCAUUUACCAUGGGCCUUCUCAGACUCACAAAGUGCAGAGAUUGGUUGAAUAUACUCAAUAUAAGUUUAAAAUCCAAGCAUGUAAUGAAGCUGGUGAGGGACCACUGUCCAGCAUCUAUAUUUUCAAGACAACCAAAACCCCACCUGGCACACUUAAAGCACCUAAAUUGUAUCUGCUGAACAGCAGUACUUGCAAGAUCAAAUGGGAAACUUUAAAGCCGAUCAAAGGAGAUCCUGUUAUUUACAGUCUUCAACUUACCAACGAAAAGGGAACUGAUUUGAUUUACAAAGGGCCGAACACGUCAUUCAGGUUUUCCAGCUUGGUCUCAAGUUCCAGUUACCGCUUCAAGGUUUGUGCUGGCCGCCAAUAUAAAACCUCUACUGGGAUACGAGAGAUCUGGGGACCGUACAGUCCCUGUGCACUUCUUCCUACUCCGAAGGCUCAUCCCAGGGCCGGCAAAGGUGGCAAAGGAAACAGAGGCAGUGGUCCUGGGCAAGAAAAUGGUCUCAAGGCCAAGAUAGAAAUAAGCGACAACACAUUUGUUUUAAUCCUGGUGACAGGAUUUGCACUUAUUGCCAUUCUGUGUGCUGUUAUGAUCCAGUGCCUGUUAAUAAGCAACUAGUCUAUAUUUCUACUUUUUCACUGUACUAAUUACAUCAAAUACAGACCUUGCUAAAUACCU